GCGAGGCGCCGCGCGGAACCGCGGCCCCGGGGGCGCACCCGGCGGGGGGGACCGGCGCGCCCGCCGCCGCGGGCCGCGAGGGGCGGCGGGGCGGCGGGGGUGUGGCGCGGCGCGCGGCCGCCGGCGGGGUGGCGGGCGGGGAGGGGGGGGAGGCGGGAGCCCCCCGCCCCGACCCGGCGCCCGCGCGCCGCCGCCGACGGCCGGCGGGCGCACACACGCACCGCACGCGCCCCGGCCCCGCGCGCGCGGCGGGGGCGCGCCGGCGCCCGCCGGGCUCCCCGGGGGCGGCCGCGACGCCCGCCGCAGCUGGGGCGAUCCACGGGAAGGGCCCGGCUCGCGUCCAGAGUCGCCGCCGCCGCCGGCCCCCCGGGUGCCCGGGCCCCCGCGGGGGGACCGCCCCCGCCACCGGGGCCCCGGCCGCUCCCGGCCCCGGCCCCCCCGGUCCCGCCGCCCCCCCACCCGCCCCCCGCGGAGGGGGGAGGCGGGGGGGCGGGAGGAGAGCGGGGGGCGGGGUGGGAGGGAGCCGCGCGGGGUGGGGCGGAGGAGGGCCCGCGGGGGCGGCCCCGGGCGUGGGGCGGCGGGCAGACGCCGCGGCGUCCCGCGGGUCGCCGCCGGGGCACGCGUCCCCGGGGCGCGGACGCGCACACGGGCUCGGCCUCGGGCGCGAGCCGCCCGCCCCGACAGGGCGAGAGCCACGUGGGCCGGCCGGGAAGCGGGCACGGACCGCGGACGCGCGGCCGGGGAAGGAAGGCACCGCAGAGGCGGGGAGGCGGGGGGGGGGGGGCGCGGGGCCGGCCGGGCGCCGGGGAAACACCGCCCGCCAAGGGCAGGGCAGCGAACGACGGCGGACCGGAGACGCGACCCCACACACACCCCCCAACCAACCCCGCGGGGCCCCCCAACCCCGCCACGAGGCACGAGACCGUCCCCAACCCCCGACGACACCCCAAGGGCCAACACCACCCGAAGGCCGCUUGCGGCGCGAGGGAGCUCUCGAAGGGGGAAAAGACACCGACCACGGGAGGCCCGUGGCCUCGGCGCGAGCUCAAAUCCCCUUCUCUCCUCCCCACAGGCGGGGCACCCCCCCCAGCCACGGAGGCAGGGGGAACACCGGGGGCCCCCCCGCCGGCGCCAGGCGACCAACCCCCCAACACAUCCCCCCGAAACGGGGCAGAGCCCUCCCCGCCCCCCCCCCCCAGCUCGCACACCCGCAUGGCCGGCCCCCUCCCCGGGACCCCGUCAACUCUCUCUCCCCCGUCCACCGGGGCCCCCCCCAACCCGCGCCCGCCUUCCCAGGCACCCUUCCCCCGCCGCCGCCGCCGCCGCCGCCGCCGCCACCACCACCGCCACCGAGGGCGGAGGGAAGUGGGGGGGCGGGGGGGCCGGCGGCGGCGGGAGGCGACGGGGCAAGGCGAGCGGCCCCCCACGACGGGGAGCCGCCACCCCGUCACGCCGCACAGCCCGCGACACGCGACCGGAGGACCCGCACCGUGCGGUCCGCGGCCGGUGGGGGAAGGAAGGCAGCCGUGGCCGGCGCCACGGGCGAAGGCGCGUGGGGUCGGGUUGGGGGUGGGGGCGCGCGGAGCACCCCCUCCCCCCCACCCCCCGAACCCAACCUCGAGGGACGUGGCGGGGAGGUCCGGGCGGGCGGGAAGAGGGGCCACACCACCCCGGGAGACGACGCCACCGGGUGGGCGGCGGGGCGCCCCCGACCGGGGAAAGGCCACCCAGCGGACCCCGACCACCCGGGGCGGGGCGCCUCCCUCUCCCCCCCCCCUUGCCCUUCCCAUCCCGCGCCGCGCGGGUGGAGGAGAGAGGCUCGCGAGCCGGGCGGGGGCGAGGCCACCGCGCCGCUCUCGGAACCGACCACGCUCCACUCCUGGUGGUGCCCUUCCGUCAAUUCCUUUAAGUUUCAGCUUUGCAACCAUACUCCCCCCGGAACCCAAAGACUUUGGUUUCCCGGAAGCUGCCCGGCGGGUCAUGGGAAUAACGCCGCCGCAUCGCCAGUCGGCAUCGUUUAUGGUCGGAACUACGACGGUAUCUGA
Molecule: messenger RNA, 2045 nt
Organism: Rangifer tarandus platyrhynchus (Svalbard reindeer)
Lineage: Eukaryota; Metazoa; Chordata; Mammalia; Artiodactyla; Cervidae
Source: the annotation of a GenBank genome assembly